This is a messenger RNA of Etheostoma spectabile (orangethroat darter), 2351 nucleotides long. It is a transcript of the gene opn3, whose product is annotated as opsin 3. The transcript is spliced from 4 exons. The record is from RefSeq and is a predicted model, not a curated record. Gene Ontology annotation, biological process: visual perception; G protein-coupled receptor signaling pathway. Gene Ontology annotation, cellular component: membrane. Lineage: Eukaryota; Metazoa; Chordata; Actinopteri; Perciformes; Percidae. Bases 147 to 1310 code for a protein of 387 amino acids. Gene Ontology annotation, molecular function: G protein-coupled receptor activity.
CAGUUUCAGUAAAAAGCAGCUCGAGGAGGUUUGAAUUAGCGGCGCGGGGGAGCGUGGAGAAGUGUCUACAGUGUCUCGUGCCCAGGGCGCGCGCUCGCAAACCGUGUGCAGCAUAAUGCUGGACACCAUAAGUUGUUAUCCACGCAAUGAAUCCUGCGAACGAAACCAGAGCGGAGAGAACUACAGAACAUUAUUAUUUCACAGCUGGCACCUACAAACUUCUCGCUUUUACUGUCGGGACCAUUGGAGUGUUCGGCUUUUGUAACAACGCCGUUGUCAUCAUACUUUACUGUAAAUUCAAGAGACUGAGGACGCCCACCAAUUUGCUACUGGUCAACAUAAGUUUGAGUGAUUUGCUGGUUUCUGUCAUCGGGAUAAACUUUACAUUUGCUUCGUGCGUCAGAGGCGGGUGGACGUGGAGCCAUGCGACAUGCAUCUGGGACGGCUUUAGCAACAGCUUAUUUGGCAUCGUCUCCAUCAUGACUUUGGCAGCCCUGGCCUAUGAACGCUACAUCCGAGUGGUCCACGCCCAGGUGGUGGACUUUCCCUGGGCGUGGCGAGCCAUUGUCCACAUUUGGCUGUACUCCCUGGCCUGGACGGGCGCUCCUCUGCUGGGUUGGAACCGCUACACGCUGGAGAUCCACCAGCUGGGCUGCUCCCUGGACUGGGCAUCUAAGGACCCCAAUGAUGCCUCCUUCAUCCUCUUAUUCCUACUGGCCUGUUUCUUUGUGCCUGUGGGCAUCAUGAUCUACUGCUACGGAAACAUCCUCUAUGCAGUGCAAAUGCUGCGCUCCAUCCAGGACCUUCAGACGGUUCAGAUCAUCAAGACAUUGCGGUACGAGAAGAAGGUGGCCGCUAUGUUUUUGCUGAUGAUCUCCUGCUUCCUGGUGUGUUGGACACCAUACGCCGUUGUGUCCAUGUUGGAGGCCUUCGGCAGGAAGAACAUGGUCUCUCCCACAGUGGCCAUCAUCCCUUCCUUCUUUGCCAAGUCCAGCACCGCCUACAACCCCCUCAUCUACGUGUUCAUGAGCAGAAAGUUCCGCCGCUGUUUGCUGCAGCUGAUCUGCUCGCGGCGCGCCUGGCUGCAGCGCAGCCUCAAGGAGCGGCCCCUGGCUCCGGUCCAGCGGCCCAUCCGACCCAUCGUCAUGUCCGGGUCGUGCAGCAGCAGGCACCGGCCCAAGAAGAGGGUGACUUUCAGCUCCUCCUCCAUCGUCUUCAUCAUCACCAGCAACGACUUCCACCACUUGGAUGUCACCUCCAAGGCGAGUGAAUCCAAAGAGGUUAAUGUCAUUCAAGUGAGGCCGUUGUGAUCCACAGGGACUGGACUUUUCACAGCACCACUCAGUAUGCCUUAGGACAAUUAACAUGCAAAUCCAAAGCCAAAAUUAUCCUGUAACCUCCACGGACAUUUCUGAGUCAACACACAGUUAUAGGCUUAGUAACAACUAGUUGUAAAUAUAGAUGUCAGACCAAGAUCUCAAUCAAACCUAUGUACUGUAUGUACACUAUGAUAGUGUUUUGUCUAAGAGGGUAGUAUGAACAUGUGACAUCUUCAUCUCAGGGGCAGAGCGAGAGGCGACUUCUGGGGCUCCAUUCCCGAAUGUUUUCUCAAAAGCCCCAAAUCUUUCAGGGUUUUAAAAUAACUCUAACCUUUUGUCAUUUACCCUUAGUCUCUCUGACUGGACAGGCAAAUCAAUGGAGCAAAAGUUAUAUUACUGGGAAAAUAUCCCCAUUCUGUGAACUCUACUAAAAGAGAACAGAAAUUCAGGCCAAUUUUAGGUGGCAGGAGUGAAAAUUAGUCAUCCUCAACAUGUGUUGUGUUCUGGUUUCAGAAUGAUACCAAACAGGAUGUAGGCUCUGCAGGAUGAUUGUUUUUCUUGGCAACUCUUAAGUUUUCCCAAUAAUGUACAGAUUUCUAGGCAUUCUAUUGUCAAAUGGCUUGAAAAAAAAGGCAAAUAGCUGACCCCCACUAGGUUUGGGCUGAGCCCUGAAUGUUAACAGCGUCUGGCUCCCCCUCUGCCUCAUCUACCAUCAGCUGUUGUAAUAUACAGUUAGUACGUAAUGAUGUUGUUAACAACUAGUAAUGUGUUUCUCUUAGUUAAAUGAAUCACACUUAUUUGUCAUAUAUGCCCCACAGUGUACAGUGUAUGUGACGACUGCAGAACUGUGUAGAGUUCUCAGAGGACCUGAGAAUGGAGCAACCAACAUGUGAUAGCAGAUUUUGUUUUGGGUUGGUUCCCAACUGCCAGUGUAUGAAAUGGAACAUAAGCCUUAGCUCCUUAGCCAUAACCAUAAUACACAAACUGACAUUAUUAUGUAUGGGUUCAAUAAAGAGAUCCUAUUUUAAGCUA